This is a messenger RNA of Zerene cesonia (dogface butterfly), 373 nucleotides long. RefSeq lists its product as uncharacterized. Bases 5 to 352 code for a protein of 115 amino acids. The record is from RefSeq and is a predicted model, not a curated record. Lineage: Eukaryota; Metazoa; Arthropoda; Insecta; Lepidoptera; Pieridae. The transcript has a single exon.
AAUCAUGUCCGUCCCAACUGUGACCAUCAAUGAGCUAUCGAAGGGUAUUGAAGAUAACGCUAAUGUUUCAAGCGUGAAGAAAGUUCUGGAAGGUAUCCUCAAUGAUUACAUGGAUCUUCAGUACGGAAAAUCAACUCCGUACACAACUGGCAAGCAAGUGGUCCCCAGCGGAUCUUCUAUAGAGGACGUCGAUGCCGGACUAUCUAGCGACGCUGAGAAGAAAUUCAAAGAUAUUUUCGCAAAGAUCUCAGAUACGCACAAGAGCGGCGACUUCUCCCCUCAAUCCGUGAAUGAUGGAUCCUGGGAUCCCAAGUUCUCGCCCGUGUUCGUGUUUGUCACUCCCAAUCCUUAGAUUCUAGUGUCUUAGCUUUAA